AUGCCUCCGUCAAUUUGUGAGGUAUGCAAAGACGCUCGGGCGCAAGUGAUCAGACCCAAGAACUCGCAAAAAAUCUGCAAGCAAUGUUUUCUGGCGGUGUUCGAGGAUGAGAUCCACCAAACAAUCGUGAGUAACAAACUAUUCCACCGCGGAGAACGAGUGGCCAUAGGCGCUUCCGGCGGAAAGGAUUCCACAGUCCUUGCUUCGGUCUUAAAAACAUUGAAUGAGCGCCAUGAUUAUGGCUUGAACUUGGUUCUGCUCUCCAUCGAUGAAGGGAUCAAAGGGUAUCGUGACGACAGUCUCGAGACCGUCAAACGAAAUGCUGUCCAGUAUGAGAUGCCCUUGGAAAUUGUCGGAUAUGACCAACUCUAUGGCUGGACAAUGGACCAGGUAGUGGCGCAAGUCGGGAAGAAGGGGAACUGUACCUAUUGUGGAGUUUUCCGUCGACAAGCACUGGAUCGAGGCGCGGCAAAGUUGGGAAUCAAGCAUGUGGUGACGGGCCACAAUGCUGACGACGUUGCGGAAACUGUCAUGAUGAACCUCCUCCGCGGCGAUCUGCCCAGGCUGGCUCGGGCUACGUCAAUCAUGACAUCCAGUGCGGCCAGUGAGAUCAAGCGAAGCAAGCCUCUCAAGUACGCCUAUGAGAAGGAAAUCGUGUUGUACGCUCAUCACAAGAAACUCGACUAUUUUAGCACUGAAUGCAUCUACUCACCCGAAGCAUUUCGAGGAAGCGCAAGAACACUGAUAAAGGAUCUUGAAAAAAUACGACCCAGUAGUAUCCUGGACAUUGUCAAGAGCGGGGAGGAUAUGGCAGCACUUGUGCCUCCCGAAGUAAGCGGGUCAACAUCGUGUGCGGGCGACGGUGGCGAGGAAGUCAACGGCUGUGGCGGAGGGAACUCCAACGUGACCUCGAUGGAUCAAAUGGAGAAACAACUGGCGGCCAAUGAAGCAGCGAUCGACCGAGAGACUGAGAUCAAGUUGCCAUCCAAAAGUGUUGAACCCAUGCCAACAUCGCAGCCGAACACGGUGUCUAUACACGACAAGAAACACCGUGGCCGCCGCAAAGGGAAAGUCGUCAAACAAGUCAUGGGUCAGUGCGAGAGAUGCGGCUAUCUGUCGAGUCAAAAGGUCUGCAAAGCUUGUUCACUAUUAGAAGGCCUCAACAAGAGUCGGCCACAAACAUCAAUCGAAGUUGGGAUUGAAGACGAAGAAGGAAGCACGACUUUGAUGAGGCAAGUUGCUAGCAUCACCAUCUCUGCUGGCUAG
This is a messenger RNA of Exophiala dermatitidis NIH/UT8656, 1266 nucleotides long. RefSeq lists its product as uncharacterized. Gene Ontology annotation, cellular component: cytosolic tRNA wobble base thiouridylase complex; mitochondrion. The transcript has a single exon. The record is from RefSeq and is a predicted model, not a curated record. Lineage: Eukaryota; Fungi; Ascomycota; Eurotiomycetes; Chaetothyriales; Herpotrichiellaceae. The coding region runs from base 1 to 1266 and encodes 421 amino acids. Gene Ontology annotation, molecular function: tRNA binding. Gene Ontology annotation, biological process: tRNA wobble position uridine thiolation.